This is a messenger RNA of Leptopilina heterotoma, 2487 nucleotides long. Its product is annotated as zinc finger CW-type PWWP domain protein 1-like. The record is from RefSeq and is a predicted model, not a curated record. Gene Ontology annotation, molecular function: zinc ion binding. The transcript has 7 exons. Lineage: Eukaryota; Metazoa; Arthropoda; Insecta; Hymenoptera; Figitidae. Gene Ontology annotation, cellular component: nucleus. Bases 169 to 2262 code for a protein of 697 amino acids.
CCUAAUGGAUGCCGGGAAGGAAGGUAAACAAUUUUAUCAUAGAUUUUUCGUAUUAGAAAUUUGUUUAAAAAUUCAAAGUGCCAAAUGGUUUGAAAGAAACUUUCCCCACUACGCAAGUACAGGUAAACUCCAUUUAUUUAUAAUGAAUUUGCAGAAUAAUUAAUUCGAAUGAAUACUCCGCCAACAAUAAAUUCAGUUUCACAACCAAUGGCACCGACGAAAUCAAGUAAAAAUAAGCAACUCAAUAAAUUGGAUAUUCGACCGAAAAAAUUGCUGUACAAUGAUCCGGAUAAUGAGAAUGAUUCUGUUGAAACAUUAGUCAAGGAUUCGAUGGCAAUUGAGGAGAAAUUGAAAAUAUCGGGAAAGAAGGAAGAGAUGAAUGACUUUACAAAGCACAUUGAACAAAAUGAAUUGGAUAAUGAAGCUGAGGGAGAAGGACAAUUUGAACAUUCCUAUAAUUUUCGACGAAGAAAUAAAAAUUCAAAGCAGGAAUUAAAAAAAAAAUCGACGCAGAAGAAAAUUGUGGAUAAGGAAAAUGUUCAAUUAGAAAAUCCCAGCACCAGUGAUUUUAAUUCAAUGGGUUUACCACUAACACCACCAAGUGAAGAAUUAAAUAUGAGAGGAAAAGUUAUUUGGCUUCAAAAACGAAGAGACAUUGGUCUUUGGAUUGAAUGCUGUAAUAAAAAGUGUAAAAAAUGGAGAUACGUCGAAGAAUAUCACGAUCCAACUCAAGUGCCUGAAAAGUGGAUUUGUUCCAUGAAUUCUGAUCAAAAUUUCUCAUCGUGUGACGCUCCUCAGGAUUCGAAUUAUAAUAAAUGCGAAGACGAUCUUAUACUAAAUAAAUAUAAUGCAGGAAGCAUUGUGUGGGGAAAAAUUAACGGUUAUCCAUGGUGGCCAGGAAUUGUCGACGAUUGUCCCGAAACAUUAAAAUAUUAUGAACUCAAAGGUUCAUCCUCAAUUCCGGUAAGGUAUCAUGUUACAUUUUUUGAAAAAGAUGUCUCGCGUUCGUGGCUCACUGAGAAAAGAAUAAAACCUUUGAAAGAAGAUGAUGCAAUACAACCGACAAAAAAACAACAGCUUGUUUUCAAAGGAAAAAAUUAUGCAGAAGACGUGAAAAAAUAUUUGGCACUUGCAAAAUCAGCAUUACCAAUUUCAAUAACAGACAGACUGGAAAAAUUUAGUUUCGUCUCACGUUAUACCGGAAAAAUAAUAACUCCAGUUUCGAGAAGCACACCUCGCAAAAAGACACCAUGCCGCAUUGGAGUAUUCAAAUCGGCGAAGAAACGAAAAUUUCCCACUAAAUCAACAAAUACCGAAAUAUCGCCGGAAAAAGAGAUUAUUAAUUUCGAAAAAUUGGAUUCAAUACCACCUGCCUUGAAAAUAAAAUCGGAAAUUGAUUCGCCUAAAAAUUUCGAUUCCCCUGUGGCUUCUUGUUCGAAGACAAAUUUUCAAAAUGACACGCAAUUACCAUCGACAUCAUCGAAAUCACCUUUGGUUCCUUUUGAGUUUGUAAAACCACUUCCAAAAUUAAAUUUAAAUUCACCUUCUGAAUCGCCAUUAACGAGAAAAAUUACAAACACACCAUCUGGUCCAAUUCUAUUCGAUUCGUCAAAAUUCACAUCACCCACUUCAUUAAUUUCGACACCAAGUAAAAAAAAUUUACCCCUAUUAGAAGAAAGUUCUGAACUUUCUUUUGAAUCAUGUUCCGGGGAAUCAUUUUUAUCGAUAGGUCAACCUGCUUCACUACCAACAGAAUCGGCCGCUGAUUCACCAAUUGAAAAAGAAUUAUCGCAAUUAUCAUUAAAUGCUGAUGACGAAAAGGAAAAUGAUGACAGCGAUGAAAGUCGAAGUUCAUCAUCACCAGUGUGCUGUGGUGGAAAAGAGGUGAAUCGUCUAAUGGUUGAGCUCACAGAACUUUACAAUUCUUUUGAUCCUGCAAAAUUGGCUGAAAUGGAUCUUGAAGAAUUAAAGAAAAGUUGUAAUUUUGAUGAAGAUUCAUCAACCGACUCGGACGAAGAGGAAGAGAGCAAAUGGUUUUAUACUUUUGAAUCAGAUAAUGGAAGUAAUUCCGAUUCAAGUGACAGCGAUGUGCCAUUAUCGAAAACUGGCAAUAAAUCACCGAAAAUCGUCAAAAAAAGAAUUGAGAAUUUUGACGAAUUUUUGGGAAAAGCGUUAGAGGAAAUAAAUAAAACUCGCGUUAAGCCCCCAUCACCACCGCCGGAAGUUAAAGCAAAAUUGAAAAAAUUUCUGUUUCGCCGUUAAAUACAAAAGAAAAUUGCCACCUAUUUCUUUUGUUUUUUAAAUUUUAAUUUAAUUAAUAUUUUUCUAUAAAUUUUAAAAAACUCGUUAAAUCUCCAUCAACACCGAUGGAAGUUGAAGAAUUGAAAACGUUUUUAUUUCGCUGUUAAUUACGAAGGAAAAUUGUAAUAUUUGUAAACAUAUUUUCCUUUUUUUUUAAAUUUUCAAUAUUUUUUUUAUAAAUUUUUG